AUGAUCUUUUACCUAUUAAGCUCAAUGGCCUCCCAGAAGAAGAACCUUCAAGGUCUGGUUGCUGCAACCAUCACGCCGAUGACUGAGCAUGGAGAAAUCAACCUUUCAGUCAUUGGUCAGUACGUGGAUUAUCUUGUGGGAAAACAGGGAGUGAAGAAUAUUUUUGUGAAUGGUACCACGGGAGAAGGCCUGUCGCUGAGCAUCUCAGAGCGCCGCCUCCUCGCGGAGGAGUGGGUGAUAAAGGGGAGGAACAAGUUGGAUCAAGUGGUAAUUCAUGUAGGAGCCCUGAGCUUGAAAGAGUCCCAACAACUGGCCCAACAUGCAGCAGAAAUAGGGGCGGAUGGCAUCGCUGUCAUUGCACCUUUCUUUCUCAAGCCACGGGACAAAGGUGACCUCAUUGCUUUCCUGCGGGAAGUGGCUGCUGCUGCCCCAGCACUGCCAUUCUAUUACUAUCACAUCCCUGCCUUGACAGGGGUAAAGAUUCGUGUCGAGGAGCUGUUGGAUGGGAUCCAGGAGCAGAUCCCCACCUUCCGAGGGGUGAAAUUUAGCGACACGGAUCUCUUAGACUUCGGACAGUGUGUCGAUCAGUAUCGCCAGCGACAGUUCGCUUUCCUUUUCGGAGUGGACGAGCAACUGUUAAGUGCCCUGGUGAUGGGAGCAACGGGAGCAGUGGGCAGUACCUAUAACUACCUGGGACAGAAGACAAACCAGAUGCUGGAGGCUUACGAACGGAAGGACCUCUCUUCAGCCCUGGAUCAUCAGUUUUGUAUUCAGAGAUUUAUCAACUUUGUGGUCAAACUAGGUUUCGGAGUGUCACAGAACAAAGCCAUCAUGACUCUGGUGUCUGGGAUUCCAAUGGGCCCACCCCGGCUCCCACUGCAGAGAGCCUCCAAGGAGUUUAUUGAUAAGGCAGAAGCUAAACUGAAGAGUCUGGGUUUCCUUUCUUUUAGGGAUUUAAAGGAUGGAAACUUGGAAACCUCUAGCUAA
Messenger RNA from Pipistrellus nathusii (Nathusius's pipistrelle), 987 nucleotides. NCBI's taxonomy places the organism in Eukaryota, Metazoa, Chordata, Mammalia, Chiroptera, Vespertilionidae. The record is from the annotation of a GenBank genome assembly.